GAAGUCAAAUAUGGUUUAGUUCAGUCCAUUUCAACCAUUUCAAAAUGACACAAAAUCAUGUGUCUGGUAUGGAAGCGUCCGCUGUGUCUGUUCUGAAACGAGCAGUGGAGUUAGACCAGAGUGGACGCUUUCAGGAGUCUUUGGUGUGUUACCAAGAAGGGAUCCAGCUGCUAAUGGACGUGUUAAAAGCAGUGAGAGAAGACUCAAAAAGGGGACACUACAGAGAGAAAAUAAAGGGAUACAUGGACAGGGCAGAGCACAUCAAAUGUCACGUCGACAAGCUGAAAGAAGAUGGAAAAUACCAUGAGCAGAUAAAGAUAGCAGAAGAUGCCACUGGUUACAGCUUUGAGACACUUUUUAAACCUUACGUCAGUAGUGCAUUAACAGAAGUGUGGGUAGAGGACCCAUAUAUACGGCACACACAUCAGCUGUAUAAUUUCCUGAGGUUCUGUGAAAUGCUCCUUAAAGGUUUAGGCAAAGUGAAACAAAUCCACCUUCUCACAUCACAGGAUGAAACUGAAAACCUACAAACAAGUGCCUUGACUGAAAUCAAAGAAAGUCUCAAAACUCAAGGUGUCAAUCUGGAUGUGGAGUACUCCUCUACCAUACACGACAGAGAGAUCAGAUUUGACAACGGAUGGAUCAUUAAGAUAGGAAGAGGCCUGGAUUAUUUUAAGAGACCAAAGGGCAGAUUUUCCAUUGGUUAUUGUGACUACGAUCUCAGACAAUGCCAUGAGACCACUGUAGAUAUAUUUCACACAAAACACACAAAAACAUUGUGAACUUUUCUAAUGCAAAUCAUACACACCAAAGGUACACUAUUCAUUUGUUUUUAAUGUUUAAACAUACUACCAUGACCAGAGAUCCGGUCGUCAAUGCCCCCCGACAAAUGUAUAUACUGGUAACUGUAAAACCCAGUCUGUGCUUUAGAAAUGACUUUGUUGAUGUAAUGAUGCCAUCUUGUGGAUAAUUUAAAUAUUAAAGUUUUACUACGCUUUUAC
This is a messenger RNA of Periophthalmus magnuspinnatus, 1001 nucleotides long. RefSeq names its product MIT, microtubule interacting and transport, domain containing 1 (gene mitd1). The record is from RefSeq and is a predicted model, not a curated record. Lineage: Eukaryota; Metazoa; Chordata; Actinopteri; Gobiiformes; Gobiidae. The transcript has 7 exons. Gene Ontology annotation, biological process: midbody abscission. Gene Ontology annotation, cellular component: midbody. The coding region runs from base 45 to 782 and encodes 245 amino acids.